AUUUUACAAUAUUUCAAGAUACAUCCCAGAAAAAGCGUGUUGGUGAACCCGCCAGUAAACUAUCCAGUAAGAAAGCGAAGAAGCAAGUUUCAAAAGACUAUUCUCCUAUGUUACAAAGACUAAUCAAAGAAUUGGGAACUGACGUUCCACAGAAACCUUUACCGACUAAACCAGUAUCUAAAUCGAAUGAGAACUCGACUAAUUUUCUAAUUUUGUACCAAAAUAUAAUCAAUGUCGAAGAAAUUAGUAAAAAAACGAUACAAGAGGUCAUUCUUCACUAUUUCUAUUUUGGGAAAGCACUCGUUGAACGAUUCAAUCACUACAAAAAAAACAAUCCUAAACGUACGGCUCAAGGGUUAAUUAAUAAUGAGGUUAGAAUUCAACUUCCAUCGGUUAGCCAGAGCAUGCUUCGAAAAACGAAAGAGCGGGCCCAAAAGAUUUAUGAUUUAUUUAAUGAGAUUGGGGUCGAUAAGAUCGCGCGGAUUCAGAGCUUUACAUCAGUAACCUUAUCUAGUAUUUCCCAGGAUGACAUAGAUUAUGUUUUAGCCAAACUUUCACUUUC
Molecule: messenger RNA, 562 nt
Organism: Ambispora gerdemannii
Lineage: Eukaryota; Fungi; Glomeromycota; Glomeromycetes; Archaeosporales; Ambisporaceae
Source: the annotation of a GenBank genome assembly